UCUUCCGGUUUCGGUUCUCAGCCACACUGUAUGCUCCGUUUCUACAAUAAGUAGGCCUAUAGCUACUUGCAAUGUUUCUCGUGGGCCUUACCGGAGGAAUAGCCUCUGGCAAAACGACGGUCUCCAAUCUCCUGUCCGAUCUUGGCUGUAAAAUUGUCGACGCAGACAAAUUAGCUCGGGAAGUUGUUUCCCCUGGAGCCCCAGCCUGGAAAAAGAUCCGACAUCAUUUUGGAGACCAAGUGUUAUUGGAGAAUGGAGAACUCAACAGAGAAAAACUUGGAGAGAUAAUUUUUGCUGAUCCUCAGAAAAGACGACUGUUGAAUUCACUCACUCACCCAGAAAUACAUAAAGCUAUGUUAUGGAAAAUCUUCAACCUCUUUAUCACAGGUCAUUCGUUUGCUGUCCUCGACAUUCCUCUUCUGUACGAGACCGGAAAAGUUCUUCCUUACAUGACGUAUACCGUAGUAGUUAACUGUUCUGAGGACCAACAAGUAGAAAGACUCGAUGGAAGAAAUAAACUGACAGAAGAGGAAGCCAGAGGCAGAAUGGACGCUCAAAUGCCAUUGGCUCAGAAAGUAAAAGUCGCCACCUAUGUUAUAGACAAUAGCGGAAGUUUGAUAUCAACGGAAAAACAGGUGCGAGAUUUACACAGGAAAUUUCAAAGAAGUAAAGCACACUGGAGACUGAGACUUUUAAUGUCAUCAGCUCUGUUGGUAACACUUGGAGUUUUAUUUUAUGUGUUUUAUUAAACAAUGUACUAUUAUAUUCAUAAAUCAUUACCAAGCAAAUCCAUUAUUAUCACUCACAGAAGAUCCGCAAAUUAAAGCAAGUCGCAAAAUGUUUGUAUCCCACCAAAUUGUGAUUUAAAACAUCCCUGUUUUGAAGAUGUUAGAAAAUAUUGACUGCGGCUUAAUGUUCUAUAUGUUGAUUAUUGUCUGUAUCAAUGGAACAGUCAUUACUGGCACAUUUUGUAUUGGAUAUUUAUAUUAAUGGCUCCACAAGAGAUCAAUCCCAAAACCUUUGUACAUGUACAUGUAUUACUAAUUUGAUGCUCUAAUGAUUGAGCUAAAGAGAAGUAGCUAGUAUCUUUUACCAGGGAGACAUAUCAAUUGACAAAGUUGAACAACACGAAAAUUCUAUCGUUUUCUGCCUCUGUAUAUUCUAUGGAACUUAAAUUUUGUAAUUGUUUUGCUAGAAUUGAAUUAAUUUUUAUAUUGGUGUCAUUUUCAGAAUUUUUAGCUCGCCACAGAGAGCGAGCUUAUGCUUUCGUGUCAACUUUGGUUUCUAAAUGAUAAGUUUUUUGUACAAGUGUUGAAAUGUGUCAGUAGACUGCUUCAUAAGUGUACUAGGGUUCUACUAUUUGGUUUAAGGGUUGCUGUGUGGGUUAGCUAUUACUUCCCAGAGUCAACUAUGUUUCAUAAUAAUUUCAAUGCUUUCUACGAUGCAAAACCUAAUUUAACUGUCUGGCCUCGGACCACAAUUAUACUUCCGGGUCGUUGUACACAAAUGUAGUACAUAUGGAAAUUUCAGGACUGAACUAAAUAUUUUUUCCUGACUUAGCUCUUGCAGAUAUGUGCAUAAUUUUAACUUAGGUUUAUAGAGCAAUAUCAAAUUCUAGUGAUAGAACUUUGUUUUUACACCAUUUCCAUGGGUUUUUUUUGUGCGGCAGGACACAGGAAGUUGUAAUAUUUUUAUUUUUUCCAUAAUAUAGUGGACUGGUGACACUGAAUUAGAAUUUUUUUGCAAAUUUUUGAAAUAUUUUAAUGUUGAUUUUUCUUUGGGAGAACAUAGAGGGAAAUCAAUUAUGGUCAGAGGCCUGUCUUCUUUACCUUCAAAUAUUGCUAUGUUUUUUUGUUGUUAAAAUAUCAGUGUACGUGUAUUGCAAUAAACAGAUUCCAGUUAGUGAACUUACCCCCUAAUUCUAGUGUGAGUUGUAGUGGUAUACAUGUAUCAAUGUGUGGCGAACUUUGUACUGAUAGUUAAUUAACUCACCCCCUAAUUCUAGUGUGAGGUGUAGUGGUAUAUCAAUGUGAGGCGAGCUUUUGUACCGAUUGUAGAGUAUUCCUGUUGUGUGAAGCAGUGUAUACAUUGUCGUGAUGAAGCAUCAUUGUGAGUGAUACAGGCCCACUGUGCCUAUUGUUAGCUUAUUUAGGUAUCCUAGCACUCUUCAUGUAAUCACA
This is a messenger RNA of Pecten maximus, 2180 nucleotides long. Its product is annotated as dephospho-CoA kinase domain-containing protein-like. Bases 72 to 749 code for a protein of 225 amino acids. The transcript is spliced from 4 exons. The record is from RefSeq and is a predicted model, not a curated record. Gene Ontology annotation, biological process: coenzyme A biosynthetic process. Gene Ontology annotation, molecular function: ATP binding; dephospho-CoA kinase activity. Lineage: Eukaryota; Metazoa; Mollusca; Bivalvia; Pectinida; Pectinidae.